Molecule: messenger RNA, 966 nt
Organism: Telopea speciosissima
Lineage: Eukaryota; Viridiplantae; Streptophyta; Magnoliopsida; Proteales; Proteaceae
Product: hydroxyethylthiazole kinase
Exons: 2
Coding region: 40-861 (273 amino acids)
Biological process (GO): thiamine biosynthetic process
Molecular function (GO): magnesium ion binding; hydroxyethylthiazole kinase activity; ATP binding
Source: RefSeq, a predicted model, not a curated record
GAAUCUCUGCAACUGGUCAACUGAGAGAAGCAAUCAAAAAUGGAAGGAGGAAGUGCUUGGGGUCAUAAGGCAUGGAGGUUCCUAAGAGAAUUGAGAGAGCGAUCACCGCUAACCCAAUGCAUCACAAACUUCGUCUCCAUGGACUUGAUGGCCAACACCCUGCUCGCAGCGGGUGCAUCGCCUGCAAUGCUGCACUGCCUGCAAGAGAUACCUGACUUCACCCCUCAUGCACAUGCCCUCUGCAUCAACGUAGGUACUCUCUCCCCUGACUGGCUUCCUUCCAUGAAGUCCGCCGCUUCGUUGGUAACUCAGUUGGGGAAGCCCUGGGUUCUCGACCCCGUUGCCGUCUCGGCCUCCGAUUUCCGCAUGAAAGCCUGUCUCGAACUCGUUGAGCUUAAACCCACUGUUAUUCGAGGAAAUGCCUCAGAGAUCUUCGCUCUCUCCAACGCCUCCUUGGGACCCGAUAAGGGGGUGGACAGUUCCCACAGAUCACUGGAUGCAGUGGAAGCAGCUAAAUCCUUAGCUCAAGCAAGCAGUGCUAUAGUUGCAGUAUCUGGAGGUGUUGACAUUAUCACAGAUGGGCAGCAGGUGGUGGGUGUGCACAAUGGAGUGGCCAUGUUGCAACGGAUUACAGCUACAGGUUGUGCUGUUACAGCCCUCAUUGCUGCCUUUGUAGCAGUUGAUCCCUUACAUGCUUUUGAAGCCACAGCUUCAGCACUAUCCAUCUUUGGUCUUGCUGGUGAAAUUGGGAUGGACAUGGCUAGAGGUCCGGCUUCAUUGCGGAUGCACUUAAUUGAUUCAUUGUAUGGCCUUGAUGAAGCUACUGUAGUUUCUGGGGUCAAUAUCACAACCAUGUCAUAAGGUCUUAAGGAUCUCAAAUGAGAUGCAUGUUACCAAACAGGGGAUGGUUUCAGUUGGGAUACAUAUAUUUUGUCAAAAGAUAAGUUAGUUUACCGAACAAAAAAC